Molecule: messenger RNA, 3400 nt
Organism: Cladophialophora immunda
Lineage: Eukaryota; Fungi; Ascomycota; Eurotiomycetes; Chaetothyriales; Herpotrichiellaceae
Exons: 1
Coding region: 380-2905 (841 amino acids)
Source: RefSeq, a predicted model, not a curated record
CACGACCGGCCGGUCCAAGUUCAACCCUCUACAAACCACAAGACUCUUUUCAUUGUUUGUGUGUAUAUACAUACUACUAAUUCUGUUUGACCUACGUCCUCUUUGCAUACCCGUGUAUUUUAUUGACGAGCCCAGACAAUACCCUGGGGGCGCACCUGGAAACGUCCAAAACGCGACACUUGUACGAUUAGACCUCACGCCGAGACUCACUUUGCACCCUCCAAACCAAUCUUGAACCUUUCUGCCGCGCGCCCACGACAAGGUUGGCACCUCUACGCUCCCUUUUCUAGAGGGGUUUCUGCCGGUCUUGUGACAGAUCUGUCCCAGACAACGAUGCGCCGAGGCUGCGGCCCUCAGGAACAAGUUCGCGACGACAACAAUGGGAUGGCCACGGAGUUCAUCAUUGGGCAUAGACAACGCAACCUCCAUGGCACGGAUACGGAGCCGAGGAGAAUCAGAUCUCGAGAAGGAAGGAUUUCUCAACCGUCACCCACACAGCAGCGAAGACGAUAGCAACGACACCUUCGAGGACGAAGAAGGAAACCCCUCGGUCGCGUCGUCGCGGGCCACCUCUGCCUCCUACAGGCCCAUGCUCAUCAACAAAGCCUACAGUUCCAAUCGAUCCUCCUCCCCGUCCUACCUCGGCAGGAUGCCUCGAUCAAUUAUGCGUUAUCUCUGCCUGGGCGUCGCCCUCACCCUGCUCAUCUUCAUCUUCUCGCUGGUGCGAAUGAGUUACGUCGCUGAACAGGAGGUGCAGGAAGCUAUUGAACAAGAAAAGAUGAAGCCUAAACCCCCGCCCUGGGAAGAUUUCCCGUUCCUGCAAAGAUAUUACGGCGGCAUACGAUCAUUGGUCCCGGUCGGGAGUAACGUGCCCGAAUACCCCAGAAAGGAGGACGAGGUGGAAUGGGAGAAAUUGAACAUCACUGAAGAGGUGGUCGAGAACUUGGCGCCAGAGGACCCUUCCACCGGAAAGGAAAGGAGAAAGAGAGCCAUCCAAUCCAGCAAGAGAUUCGAACCAUAUCCCAACUACACUUCGCCUGAAUACAUUGCCAAAUACGGUGAAAAGGUGGAUUGUUACCUGGAUGCCGAGAAUACCAUCGAGAUCCCACGGGUACGGAUGUAUGAGGGCGUCCCACGGGGGUUUCCGGAUAUGGUCAUGGGUUCUGCGAAAAUUCUGGGACUUCGGGACGACAUCUGCUAUGAUCGCUUUGGUCGCUUGGGACCGUACGGCCUUGGAUACAGCAUCAACCGAGGUGGAAGCGGUGCUCAGCAGGAAGGCGAAAGAGAAGGGGCUGACCUAGUGUGGCAGGAAGCGCCCGAGGUGGAUUGGAGGAAUGUUCACUGGGCCGACGCUCAGCAACGAUGUGUUUUGGCAAACAAUCACCGUUUCAAGGAACUACCCGAAAAGCCACGGAUCGACACCUUUCGAGUAAUGCCGGUCGGCACCGUCUACAACAAGAGAGAUGAGGUUGUGGAGGUCGAGGCCAUGCCGACAAAGGCACCGGAGGCGCCGAAGAAACCCAAAACCGGGUCAGAAAGACUUCCUCGGACAGCGGUUGUGAUCCGCACCUGGUGGGAUUACCCGUACACGCCAGAAGACAAGAUCUACCUUCGGUCUUUGAUUUCAGAGCUGACCAUGUUGAGCGGCGGAGAGUAUGUUGUGCAUUUCCUGGUCCAGGUCAAGUCCAACGACGUGCCCAUAUUCUCGGACGACGAGACCUACGAGCGUGUUCUGCGAGACUCAUUGCCCGAAGAAUUCCGUGGCAUGGGCACCCUCUGGACGGAGAAGCAAAUGGAGCUCAUGUAUGGUGGCCUGGAAGAGACAAACAUGCGCGGCUUGCCCGUUCACGGGGUGUAUCGCAGCACUUUCAUGCCCAUGCAGUACUUUGCCUAUCAACAUCCCGAGUACGACUUCUUCUGGAACUGGGAGAUGGACAUUCGAACCACGCACCACUGGUAUCAUUUCUUCGACAGUAUCACGAAAUGGGCCAGACAACAACCCCGCAAACUGCUUUGGGAGAGAAACAGCCGGUUCUAUGUUCCAUCCGAACACGGCGAAUGGGAAGACUUUAGCCAAAUGGUUCGCAUCCAAACGGAACAUGGCACAAAUAGCAUCGCCAAUCUGUGGAGCAGCCUGAACCGCGCAAACAAGGAUCCUAAUGACCCGAGCUCCAAGAUUACUCCAGUCGGAGCGAUGAAACAGCAAGGCGACAGGCCAGUCUGGGGUCCUGAACGACCGUUUGAUGACGAUGUCGCAAUGGAUACCGACCCAGCUCCACCCACAUCCUUUGAAAAAGAUAAAUACACGUGGGGCGUGGGCGAAGAUGCAGACCUGAUCGUGUUUAACCCGCUGUUCGACCCCGACGGCACGACGUGGCUGCUUACGGACGAUACCACGGGUUACAACAUCACGCGUGGCCGCCCUCCGCGCCGUACGGCCAUAAUUACUGCAUCCCGCCUCUCUCGGAAGCUCCUGGUGACGAUGCACAAGGAAACGGCGCUGAAGAAACACAGCAUGUUCUCCGAAAUGUGGCCUGCCUCCUGUGCCCUGCACCACGGCCUCAAAGCCGUCUACGUGCCUCAUCCAGAAUAUAUCGACCGCAAAUGGCCGACCAACUACCUCGCCUCCGUCUUCAACGGGGGCCGCAACGGCGCCACGGGCGGCGCCCGCACCUCUGUCUUCGGCGAGCGCGAACACAACUUCCGAGGCACGACGUGGUAUUACAAUGCCGGGUUUCCCGAGGUGCUCUGGCACCGCUGGCUGGGGAUGCGGUUCAACAACGACGGCGGCGAGCAGCACGAGGUCGCCGGGGAGGGCCGGAUGUGUCUGCCGGGCAUGCUGCUGCAUCCGAUCAAGCGGGUCGAGCUGGUCCAGGAAGGGAGGAGGGCCGAUCAAACGGGAUAGACGAACGGCGGGGGCUCCUCCCAGGCCAUUCACGAUGAAAGCGGGGACGAUGGAUUUUUUUUUCUCUUGGAAUAAAAAAACAAAGCUCACAGAGUCUUGGACAUUCGCGCGUCGGUGCAACACAAUAUACAUGCCAAUCUCCUUUUUUUUUACUGCGCUGGGCCGGGCGGGGGUGUUGGUCGCUACAUCAUACAUACAUAGGUACCUCCCUGGAUAUGUACCACGGUUUGCAAUGUCGAUACGUCACCACUACGAUGUCGACGCCCCAGCAAGCAGACGAUAGCUCAACGAUAAGGCCCUCGUAGAGGUUCUGCUGCGGUGGCUUCUGGCGAGGCCUCGCUUGACGGUGUGAAGACGGAGCGCGUCUGUUCAUUCACGCUGGGGAUCACUGCGACUGGUGGAUUGUUGUCCUAUUGUAGUACAGAAUCUUUCACAUCUCCCAAAACCAUCGAUGAGGUGUUAGAAAGGUUGGGGAAUGGCCAACGUUUAUCAAAG